GUCGGACUUCCUGGUUGGCGCGGCACCACAUGUGUUUUGGCGUCUGUUGUCGUGUUUAGAUGUUUUAGCGCAGUGUCGGUAUCUUUAUACAAAUCAUACGCAUUUGUUGUGCUUGGUUAUCCUUUUGCAGCUUUACUGUUUCCUGAGAAAUGAGGAUGUUUGCAGAGGAUUUUGCGGAAGCACCAUCUGGGGAAUCCAAGACGCUAACUUGCUGAGAGUACCUCUCUGGUGUAAUUCAUAGCCUGUAUGAAGCCUUCCUUACGGUCUGUGGUUUAAUUACUGUUGCGUUUUGGUAAAUCAUGACAGGAAUGAACAGUAAAGCACUUUUUGAAGACAUAUUAAAGCCAUGUCAGGUCAUCUUGCACCCUCUCCCUGAGGCAGACAGCGAUUCAGGGGACAGCCUGUUCAUAACUCAAAAUCGAGCACCUGAGGCAGUGAGGUCGGUCAAGAGAUCGCUGAGAUUAAAUCUGAGAUCAGACCCCGCAUCUCCCAGAGAAGAAGAAGAAGAAGGAGGAGACGAGGAAAGUGAAGAUGAAAGUGCACCCGCAGUUUCCCAAAGCAAAACUGUCUCUCCCUCUCCUGUGCGAUCUUCCAAGAGUGGGAAACGGAGGAGAGGGGGAAGAGGCAAACUAAAAAAUUACUGUUUCCCUUUCCUCACAGAGAGGAAGCGUGGAGGCACCGGGUUAACUGUCAAGCAGAAUGCAGGCCUUCGUAAAUUUGCAGUUGGAUGCUUCUUUAAGUGUGUCGAAAGGUUGUGGGAGGAUGGAAAAAGGGGAGGUACUCUGGAGUCUUUACCGGUGAUUGACCUGGGCAAGGAAGAGACAAUAUCUCCGCUGUCAGAUGAGGACGAAACAUCAAAUGAGGAGGACAUCAAAGUGGUGGAAAAGAGGCAGUUUGCAUUUAAAGCGAAAUCCUCACAUACUUGGUACACCCCGUCCUCCCCAGAGAGAAAGGACAACACGGAGGUGAAAAGGCCAAGGAGGGAGAGAGCUAAUAUUGCCCAAAAAGUGACUUCCAAAGGACCUUCAGCGAAGAUACCAGAGAAGUCACAUUCAGUCAAACCCAGUGCAAGAGUGGAGGACCUGUCUAAUGUCAGCAUUGCUUCAUCCUCAAGCAGCCAUGAGCCAAACAGCACACAGAGUAGUCCAGUGAAAUACACGCAACAGGACGGAGACAUUUCCCUCGCUGCAACAGAGCCUCAAGCUGGUGUUUGCCAUGUGGAUGAUCUCCAAGUGGUACAGCCAGAGGACGAAUAUAGAACGAGGCAAACCUGUGAUCCUUUGUUUGGUUUGCCAGGCUGCCUAAGUGACAGUAUUAAUGAGAGUGAAUGUGAAGAAGUCAGAAGAAAGAAGAAGAAGAAAAAGAGAAAACUAGAGAAAGAAGACAGCAGAGGUGUAAAUGAAGGAACAGAGCUGUCCUCUCUUCAGGAAGGGCCAGAAGGUCAGGAUGCUGACCCUUGUGUAAAUACAGAAAUCCCAGAGGUAGAAGAGACUCCCAGCAUGUCUGCGGAUAAGCGAGCAGAGCUUUCCGCGCCCCAGGCCAGUGAGGAGAUGAGACUCAGUGAAAAAAAUGGGAUGAAUGACUCAUUGUGUUACGAUGAUAAAAUAACGAGACAGGAAGGGCGGAGCAUGUCGUUACCUCAACGUGAAGACGAUAUCAAUCAGAGAGACAGUUCCCAGGUAAAAGAAAAGAAGAAAAAGAGAAGAAAGAAUAAGCCUGCAGAUGAUGAUGUUAUUGAGGAUGGAUUAGAAAAAGGUACAUCUGAAAAUGCAAGUACACAUUCACAACAGGUGGAUGACUCUAGCAGCCAGUUCUUAUCACAGACACCUGAAAUCCUAUUUGAUGAAGUAGCUGCAGUUUCCAAGGGACCAGUAGACGUCAAAAUCAGUGCUGAACAUUGUGCAUCUCCACCAGGAAAUGUUAGACAAGAGGAUGAGUUCGGCAACACAGAGCCAAAUGUGGGAAUGGAGGAGGUAGCAGUAUUUAUAGAGAGCUGUGAGAGUCCUGUGCUGAGUGACCAAGAAAAUGGUGAGGGUGUUGUUGAGUUACCUGCUGAUGCACCUGCCAGUCUUCCAAAUGAUGAUCAUGAGUUUCAGAGACAAAAGAAAAAGAAAAAAAGGAAGAAGGAGAGAGAUGUUACAGAAGAACGGGAGAAAGAGGAAGCACAGAAUUUGGAUUUAGAUAGACCGAUGAAGUCAGCAAGACAGAUGGAGGAGUCAGGUUGGUCUAACCUAACACUGUUUUCAGAUAAUACUGAGAUUUCCCACGGGACAGAAGAAUCUUUGAAUGUUAGAAACAGCCAGCAAAACACAGGGAGUCCUAUUCCCCAGCUUGAAGAUGUAACAGAGCCAAGAAAAAAGCACAGAAAGAAGAAGCGGUUGCCCUGUAAUGACACUGCUGAAGCGGGACAAGACGACACCAAUGACGCUUUGACCUUGACUGAAAGUGCAGUGCUGUCACCAAAAAAGAAAAAGAAGAAAAGUAAAAACACAUCAGAGGACACUGUGGCACAAAGUGAUGAUUCAGUGUCUGUGUGGGAAAAGGAAAAGGAAAAGAAAGAAACCGGUUCCUUCCUUGCUGAUGACACAGUGGAAAAGGAUGCUCACACACAUCAAGAGAGCGAUUCUUCUCAAUAUGUGGUCAUUGUUGAUGGGAGUAGACAAAAACACAAAAAGAAACUUGGUGUCAGCACUUCUGAUAUUGACACAGAAUCAGUGGAAAAUGUAAAUUUAGCGGAGUCUGAUAAUAUGUUCAGGGAAAGGAAAAGAAAAAAGAAGAGAAAGACCUCAAUUUCACAGGAUGCCGUGGUUAAAGAUCAUGAGAAUUUUGAGAAGCCAGACGAUAAGAGUCAGAGCACUGAGCCUGAAACCACCGACACUAUUGUGGAGAGAAAAAAGAAGCACAAGAAAAAUCAGAGGGAGUCAGAAACCCCUGUCAGUACCGGGUAUUCUUCAACUGAUGAGACUGUAGUUUUGACAAAGAAAAAGAAGAAAAAGAAAAGUAAACACACUAGCCCUGCUAUGGAAGAGAACACACCAACUACUGUGCAUGUUGCAGACGUUGCAAACUUGUGCGAGACUGAUUUGACAGUUGAAGCUGAGCACACCUCAGAGUCCAUGAAGAAGAAAAAGAAGAAAUGUGUUGAUGUUGUCUUGCCAGAGGGGAAAUUGUUGCCUGAAUCUACUGAAAUGAAGAGCCAUACUGGGAAGAAGAAAAAGGAAAUGGAGUCAAAGGUAACAUCCAGCAGUCCUGUGCCAUCACCACCUCACUCAGACCACACCAAUGUAAAGAAACACAUGAAAAACAGGAGGAGGCUUCACAAUCCUUCUCAGGGUUAUUUGGACUCAGACUUUAAGGACUGACUCACUGCGGACUGAGUGGCAAAGAGGACUGACGUUUGUUUGGACAGCUAGGAAGUUGUCAGGAUUCGCCAAAAUACAUAAAAUACAUACAUACAUAAAAUAGAACUGUGGCAACUACCAUCUUUGUCUUGUCGAUGUACUGUUAGCACCAUGUGAAGUUAUAGUGAAGUAUAGUGAAGUUAUAACUGUGCGCUUUUUACAAGUUAUGUUUGAUUAUAUUUUGUAUCAAAGCAUGGUGGUUUUGUAUCAAAGUGUGAUGGUUUUCAACCUUUUUGGUGUUGACAGACACCAAUAAGCUCCAGAAUAUGCAGAGAUUGCUGUUAUUUGUAGACAAAAGCGAUCAUGAGCUCAUUAAAAUUAAAACUGAUUUGAUGACCUGACAUGUUUCAAUCUUAACACCUGCCCUGCCACCUAAUGGCCAGCUGAAAGAAAAGUCAGGCUUGUUCUUUAUGGUGAACUGCCAUUAUUAUAUGGUA
Molecule: messenger RNA, 3838 nt
Organism: Myripristis murdjan (pinecone soldierfish)
Lineage: Eukaryota; Metazoa; Chordata; Actinopteri; Holocentriformes; Holocentridae
Gene: pho
Product: phoenix
Exons: 5
Coding region: 300-3362 (1020 amino acids)
Source: RefSeq, a predicted model, not a curated record